Molecule: messenger RNA, 1356 nt
Organism: Lodderomyces margitis
Lineage: Eukaryota; Fungi; Ascomycota; Pichiomycetes; Serinales; Debaryomycetaceae
Gene: CDS1
Product: phosphatidate cytidylyltransferase
Exons: 1
Coding region: 1-1356 (451 amino acids)
Cellular component (GO): endoplasmic reticulum membrane
Molecular function (GO): phosphatidate cytidylyltransferase activity
Source: RefSeq, a predicted model, not a curated record
AUGAGCAAAAAGAACGACAAGACACGGGCUGAUACCGAUGUUGAUGUCGACACCGCAUCGAUAAAAACCCCGGCAACAUCUGCAUCUAUAACACCAUCCAUCUCGAAAACUGAAAAUGAAGACAGCAAAAACAAAUCAUCAAAAAGAGAGCCGGUCGUAAAUGAGAAGGAGAAGAAGAAGCAGGCAUUUAUAACAAGAACAAUCUGGACAUUUGUCAUGAUUGGCAUCUUUUUUGUCAUUAUGGCUUCAGGUCACUUGCCUAUAAUAACUAUGGUAUUGUUGUUCCAACUCUUGACAUUUAAAGAGAUUAUAGCAUUAACUUCAGAGCCGGCAAGAGACAAAAAGAUCCCAUAUAAUAGAUCUCUAAAUUGGUACUUUCUAGCCGCCACUUGGUACUAUUUGGAUUUCCCGUCGUUUGUUGAAUUCUUUCAAGAGCAAAUCUUUUCAAACAAGUUUCUUACCUUGCUCACUUUGAAUCACAAAAUAAUCAGCUACUCGUUAUACAUUGCUGGAUUCAUAUUCUUUGUUUGGACUUUGAAGAAGGGUUAUUACAAGUUCCAAUUUGCUCAAUUAUGCGUGACCCAUAUGACUUUGUUGUUGGUUGUUUUCCAGGCCCAUCUCAUCAUCGGUAAUAUACUACAUGGUAUAUUUUGGUUCUUCUUGCCGUCAGCUUUAGUCAUUGUCAAUGAUAUCUUUGCUUACGUUUGUGGAAUCACAUUUGGUAGAACUCAACUUAUUGAGAUAUCACCAAAAAAGACAGUUGAAGGGUUUGUUGGGGCUUGGAUAUGCACCUCCAUUGCCGCAGUUAUUGGCUCGUUUAUCUUAUCCAAAUCAGAUUACUUGAUUUGUCCAGCACAAAACUUGUCCACGCAUUUGUACAACUAUCCAACUUGUGAGCCAAAUCCUGUGUUCAUUCCACAAGUGUAUCAAUUGCCACAAAACAUUGUCGAUCUCCUUGGCGGCAAUAUCGAACUCAUCACUUUUAAGCCGGUCUAUUUCCAUGCCGCAGUGCUUGCCACGUUUGCAUCAUUAAUUGCACCAUUCGGUGGAUUCUUUGCUAGUGGUUUGAAGAGGGCGUUUGGCAUCAAAGAUUUUGGUGAUACCAUCCCAGGUCAUGGUGGUGCUACCGACAGAUUUGACUGUCAAUUUUUAAUGGGCUCAUUCACAUACUUGUACUAUCAAACAUUUGUCAAUAAUCACAACAUGAAUUUGGGCAAGGUGUUGCAAAUGGCAAUAAUCAACUUGAGUGCACCGCAACUAGUUCAAUUGGUAAAGAGUAUUUUGAGGUACUUGAAUAGAGAAGGUGUCAUUGACGACGAGAGGUUGCAAUCAAUUGUCGAAUUGUUGACAAAGUAA